Messenger RNA from Oryza sativa Japonica Group (Japanese rice), 2635 nucleotides. RefSeq names its product nicastrin. Gene Ontology annotation, cellular component: plasma membrane. Gene Ontology annotation, biological process: protein processing. NCBI's taxonomy places the organism in Eukaryota, Viridiplantae, Streptophyta, Magnoliopsida, Poales, Poaceae. The record is from RefSeq and is a predicted model, not a curated record.
UCAUCCGGCUACCGGGUCGCGGCCGUCGACGAGACACGAGAAAGGCGACGACCACUGCCUCCUCCACUCCUCCAGAUCGCCGCCGCCGCCGCCAUGGGGGGCGGCUCCACGGCGCCCCUCCUCGCGGCCUUCGCCUGCGUCUUCCUCGCCGUCUUCCCUCCCGUCGCCUCCGGAGAUGCUGCAACGUUGGAGUCAGUUCCGGAUCUUGUGAAGGCAAUGUACAUAAACGUUGAAAGCUUCCCUUGUGUGAGGCUGUUGAAUCACUCUGGUCAAGUCGGUUGUUCUAAUCCUGGGCAUGACAAGGUUAUUGCACCGAUUGUAAGAUUUGGAAACAGAAAUGAUCAGUUGGUUCAGCCGUCGGCGGUUCUUCUUCCCUUAAAUCAGAUGACAGAUUUCUUUCUGAGGGUAUCCAAUGAUCCAGAACUUUAUCGUAAGAUAGCUGGCGUACUAGUUGAGGCAAAUGGCGUUGAUAACAUGCUAGAGUUUUCACCGGAUAGAAAAUUUCCACAACAGGCUUUUGCACCAUACUCAAAUCUCAGCCAUCAUUGGAAUCCCACGGGAUCAGGUAUUAUGUGGAACAAAUAUGACUUUCCUGUGUUUCUUCUCUCAGAGGAGAGCACACAGACUCUGCAAAACCUUGCGGACAAGAAUGAGAAGAGUGCCAAUGGAUAUCUAGCAAAUGUUGCAGAAUUUGACCUCGUUAUGCAGACAACAAAAGCUGGGACGCAUGAUUCAGAGUCCUGCCUCAGAGAGCAGUCAUGCUUGCCUUUAGGAGGACAGAGUGUAUGGACUUCGUUACCACCAAUCAGCAAUUCAUCUACAAAGCAUCAGAAACCAAUAAUAAUGGUCACUGCAUCCCAAGACUCUGCAUCAUUCUUUCGGGACCGUAGUCUUGGUGCUGAUUCUCCCAUCUCUGGAUUGAUUGCCUUGCUCACUGCUGUUGAUGCUCUCUCUCACCUUCAUGAUAUAAGUAAUCUUAAGAAACAGCUUGUUUUUGCUGUUUUCAAUGGUGAAGCCUGGGGUUAUCUUGGUAGCCGGAAAUUCUUACAGGAAUUAGAUCAAGGGGCUGACUCUGUUAAUGGCAUUAGCAGCUUAUUGAUUGACCAGGUCUUGGAGAUUGGUUCCGUUGGCAAGGCCAUAAGUCAGGGAUAUCCACUAUUUUAUGCGCAUGCUGCAGGGAAUUCGUCAAUUUCGAUGAAAAUGGUAGAUGCACUCCAAAGUGCCAGUGAAUCACUUGGUUCUGAUAAUGUUAAAGUAAAACCAGCAGCUUCAUCAAAUCCUGGUGUUCCACCAUCUUCAUUAAUGUCGUUCCUAGGAAAGAAUUCAUCAACUCCUGGACUUGUCUUGGAGGAUUUUGAUUCCCAAUUUUCUAAUAGAUUUUACCACAGCACUUUGGAUGGCCCUGCAAACGUCAAUUCUUCGUCAAUAGCAGCUGCUGCUGCUUUGAUUGCCAGAUCAUUAUACAUUCUUGCUAGCGCAGACUUGCCCAUUGAUCUCAUCACACUGAACACUAUUAAAGUGAAUGUUUCACUGGUAGAAGAAUUGAUUGGAUGUCUACUGAAAUGUGAUCCUGGUCUUUCUUGCGGAAUUGUGAAGAGCUUCAUUUCUCCAAGCAACUCAUGUCCAAGUCACUAUGUUGGUGUUUUUCAGGAUUUGCCUGCUGGCACACAGUUUCCUUCAUAUGCAGAUGAUAUCUCUCGGUUUAUAUGGAACUUUUUGGCAGACAGAACUUCUAGUUUGGCAGGUAACAGUAGCUCUUGUACUGGACAGUGCCAUGAUGAAGGCGAAAUAUGUGUAGGGGCAGAAGUGGAAGGUGGAGGCAGAUGUGUUGUAUCUACAACUAGAUAUGUCCCUGCCUAUUCAACGCGGCUGAAGUUUGAGGACAAUGUAUGGCAUGUUCUUCCAGUAAACUCUUCAGACCCUUUUAGUGCUGCAGAUCCUGUGUGGACCGAAAGCUUCUGGAAUACAAUUGGCCUCAGGGUGUAUGCAGUGCAAGCUACAUCUUAUGAUUGGCUUGUUCUUCUGAUCGGGAUCAUUAUUACGGUGGCAUCAUACUUUGCAGUGAUCGUUGGCAGAUCAUACAUUUCAAAGAUCAUAAAGCGGGACUAAAACAUCAUCCAUUCCCUCCAUUAUUUCUGAGACCUUGGUCCAUCAGAUCCUACCACCAAAGCCAUCUCUGUAAGGUGCUCUGGGAAUUUUGAGAGUUGGAACAGAACUAAUAGUCUAACACAUGAAUUAAGUCGGCAAAUCUUAGAUGCAAUGUGGCACAUGGCGAUAGGGAGAGGAUUUGUAAAACUACAAAAGCCAUGUGGAGCCUUCCAGCUAGAAGGAGAUGUGAUCCUACUACAUGAUACAUGACACCGACCUACAGGCUGUUGUGAUUUGUACUGAUGUUUCUGGAUCUGCUUGGCUGAUUGGCUCUGCAUUGGUAGGUAUAGGUAGAUGGAUGAUGCCCCUCUGGGAGGAUGUAUGCUGUGGAUUAGUGCUGGUUAUGCACGUAUCAUCUUUGAGUUUUGGCUGUGUACGUCUCUCCAGUCCUAUUUUCCUACUGUGUUGGGACCAGUUGAGUAUUGUGCUGGUUUACGGAACCUUAUCGAUAUCAUGUCAAGAACUGUCCCUAUACAAUUUUAAAUAA